Messenger RNA from Coregonus clupeaformis (lake whitefish), 2533 nucleotides. RefSeq names its product ankyrin repeat domain-containing protein SOWAHC-like. Bases 393 to 2123 code for a protein of 576 amino acids. The transcript has a single exon. The record is from RefSeq and is a predicted model, not a curated record. NCBI's taxonomy places the organism in Eukaryota, Metazoa, Chordata, Actinopteri, Salmoniformes, Salmonidae. Gene Ontology annotation, molecular function: protein binding.
CUGGUCUAUUUUGGGUUAUACAUUCCUCCAUUCAUUGCCCAAUGGGAUUUCUAUCUCCUCCUUUCUUAAAUAUCUGGAUCGCUGUGACCAUAGAAAUAAAAGGGAUAGACAGGUCUGCUUGCAAAAGAGGGUCCUCCCGACUCAACUCUGGGUGGGUUGACAGCUAGUUCUAUUAAUUUAUAUUCUGUAUCGAAGAAGCACAACAAGGUCUGUGAGGAUGAUGUGAUGGGACAACACCAAGCAGGGCAGGUGAAAACCGUAAUUGUAUAGGUUGAUUCAACUAGCUAAUUUAUAAACAUAAAAAAGAACGGAAAGAUUAUUUUUUAGAUCUAUAAGUGGUUUACCGAAGCCUACUUGUAUUUAUUAUUAUUUUUACCAGCUAAUCUAAUGUAAUGGCGACCGAGUGCACCCAAGAAGCUGUCGUACAAUUUCUAACGGAGCGAGGAGGGAGAGCGAAAAACCAGGAAUUAAUUGACUAUUUCAAAGCUUUUUUCCCCGACGACCCUGACCAGAAAGCAAUUGUUCGGGAUAAAUUCAAGGGAUACGUGGACAACGUCGCAUUUGUAAAGUUGGAGAAUGGAGGGAAAUGUGUAUGUUUAAAAAAGAAGUAUCGGUUUUCAUUGAAGUAUACAGUGGAAAAAGGCAACGGGACAGGCACCUUAUUGGAACAAGAUAUCAGCACCCCUGUCCUAUCAAAAUCAUAUAAGAACUUGAUAGAAGAUUGUGCACCACAACUGCAUCUGUCAGUAUCUUCUGAUGGGGAUGUGCGCUCUUGUGAAACCACUGCAAACGAGGAGGCACAACAAGAAACUUCACCUGGCUCAGGUUACGGAACUGACAAUGCCCCAGGAAUUAUUUUGGAAGGUAACAUUGGAGAAAGAGCUGCGUCAACAUGGUCUGUAGUUCAGAAUAAUAGUUUAUCAGACAAUAUGGGAAAUGCGUUAGGCCUUGGUGGCAAUGGAGAGCAAAAAUUGACCAAGGAGGACAUUCAGACAUUGCAACCGCACGGCAUACCGCAAAUUGCAGUGAUUGAGGCGUCACCUUUACCUACAGCCGCAGAUGGCUCUAUGUUCCACUUACCCGGACGUCCAUUCCCAACUAAUGCACAGGACAGCCUGCUGUCCAGUCAACCUUCAUCACAGGACGGGGCAGACGAAGGCCAGUAUUAUGAUUCACAACUGAGCGUAUCUGGUAGUGACAGCAACACGCCUAAAGGUAGCCGUAAUAACUUUAUUGAGCUCAUGAUGAAUAGCUCCCCCCAGGAGCGACGCAGCAUGGUGUUGAGGAACUCAGUCUACCUGUCUGCAAAGUACAGGGACUGUGCCCGGAGCGACAGUGACUCCGCCUCUGUGGUUUCCUCUACUACAGACGAAGACAGUGCUUCAGUCACUCUGGACCCGUUGGAACACGAAUGGAUGAUGUGUGCAUCCGACGGCCAAUGGGAGAGUCUCCACCGCCUCCUUUCCUGUGAACCGAACCUUGCCAUGAAGAAGGAUUUUGUGACUGGGUUCACCUGCCUGCACUGGGCCGCUAAGCAGGGCAAACAAGAACUGCUGGCGCUUAUCGUGAACUUUGCCAAUCAACACACAGUGCCCAUCAACAUCAACGCCCGGUCAAGUGCCGGCUACACGCCACUACACUUAGCAGCAAUGCACAACCAUGUUGAGGUGGUGAAGUUACUGGUAGGAGCCUAUGACGCAGACAUAGAGGCCAGAGAUUACAAUGGGAAAAAGGCAUGUCAGUACCUUACAAACAGUGUGGCCAUUGAUAUCCGUGACAUCAUCGGGGCGGGUGGUGGCGGCGACUCGGACUCAGAGAACACAGACUAUGGGGAUGGGGGGCGUUGGAGGUUGUCUAAAGUUCUCCAGUCUAAUCUGAUGCCCCUCAAACUGCUCAAUCACAGUGAGGAGGACACCGGUGAUGGAGCAGGCCAGGCCAGACAGAAACCCUUGCAAAGGAAAUCAUCCCUUAGCAAGAUGAAGCCCAAACUUCAGAAGAUCCGCUUCAGAUCUUCACAGAUAGUUCACAGCACAUCGUUCCCAGCACAUUGUGAGACAGAGGAGUUUAACGGGUCCAGGAAAGGCUCAUUUAAAUCCAGACCCAUGUCAAAUCUGUUUGGCUGAAGAAAAGACCCUAAGUGCUCUCGACAAAGAGCAAAUAAACCACUACAGUGCAGGAUGACUGGCACAAUACUGCAUAGUCUGAUGUUACAAGUCUUUUUGUGUGUGGCAUAGGCCUAGUCUGGUGUUACACAUACUUAAGGGUUUUCCCCCCAGGCAUUAUAUGAAUAUACUGAACUAACAGAAUACGGUCUUACAUGAUCUAUUGAGUAACUGGCCAGAUUGCCACCCAUGUUUAAGCUAAAUAUUUCUGUCUUAAUCGUCUUAUCAUUCCCAAGUGGCCAAGUAGGUUUUACAGUACGUCUGCUUCAACCCUUAACAUAGAUGUAAAGCUGCCUGCAACCCACUGGGCACAGAUGUCAGUUCAACGUCUAGUUUUGAUUUACAUUUUGUUGAGUUGUCAACUAGUGUGA